Vicia faba (fava bean) is the source of this 1248-nucleotide messenger RNA. The record is from the annotation of a GenBank genome assembly. NCBI's taxonomy places the organism in Eukaryota, Viridiplantae, Streptophyta, Magnoliopsida, Fabales, Fabaceae.
AUGGGAGGAAGAGAAGAAGGAUGCAGAUCUUGGGAGGAAGACCAACUUGCACUUCCCAAAACAUUUUCAGACAACAUAAAGAAGAAGUUGCCAGAAAGUGUGACCCUAAAAGGUCCUGGUGGAGUGCUGUGGAAUAUAGAGCUGACAACUAGAGAUGGUACUUUGUACUUCACGAAUGGUUGGCAACAAUUCGUGAAAGAACACUCUUUGAAAGAAAAUGAUCUCCUUGUCUUUAAGUACAAUGGUGAAUCGUUGUUUGAGGUUCUAAUCUUUGAUGGCGAGAGUUUAUGUGAGAAGGCAUCUUGUUAUUUUGUUCGAAAAUGUCGGCAUGCCGCUACUACUGAACAUGGGGGUGGAUGUUCUAGCAAGAAAAAGGACUCAGAUAAUUCUGUUGAAGAAGUCAAUACUCCUUCUAAUGAUGUUGAUGAAGGUGUUUCACCCGAGAAAUCUUUGCAUCUUAACAAAAUCCGAGUGCCAUUUGCCGUACCUAUCGAAACUACUAACGGAAAGACUUCGAAUGCUGGUCUUGAAUCUGCCUCUGCCGAGCAAUUCAUGUCUGAUGCAGUCGCUGAUACUGAGGCAAUAACUGUUCCCUCCCAAACAACUGGUAAACGAAUGAGGAAGCCUGUUUAUGCCGAUAUGUCUGUCCCGAGUAAGAGGAGAGGAAGACCACCAAAAUCAGCUAAUUCUCAUGAGAGAGCUCUUGAUUGGGUGUCUGAUGCUGAACUUUCUCCCAAGGCUUCUCCAAAGGCAACAUGUACCGAAGACACCUUGCUUGUAACUAUGCGACCUUCGCAUGUAUACAAGAGAUUCUUCGUGUCAUUCCCUAAUAAGUGGAUACUAAACCAUCUUACUCCGUCAUCGCAAGAUGUGAUAUUACGCAUGGGUAAGGAGGGUGAAUGGGUUGGGAAAUACUGCUAUCAUAAUAUUCGUAACAAUGGAGGACUUUCCGGUGGGUGGAAACAUUUUGCGCUUGAGAAUAAUCUUGAAGAGUUUGAUGUGUGUUUGUUUAAGCCUGCUGGUUAUAUGCAAAACAUGUUGAUCAUAGAAAUGACCAUUUUUAGAGUUGUUGAGGAGAUUACUCCUCUUACUGCGGUGCAUUCUCCGGGAAAGAAGAGAUCAAUUAAGAAAACACCAUCCGGAGAACCACAGCUAAAGAGGAGGGGAGUUAUGAUAGCCCCAAUCAGGGCUGUUCAAACAGAACUUGACUCCCUUGAAGGUAUGUCAAAUUUCUAUUGCAACAGCUAG